AUGUCGACUACAUCCGGUAUCUCCGUCGCUGACGAAUGCAUCCAUGCAUUCAACGAGCUCCGAUACGGCAAAUCCGCCAAACCCAAGUUCAUCAUCUUCAAGAUCUCCGACGACAACAAGCGCGUCAUAGUCGACGAAUCAUCCACCGAAGUUGGCUUUGAGGCAUUCCGGCAGAGACUCGCAGCUGCAGUUGACAAAGAGGGGAACCCGGUCCCGCGCUAUGCCAUCUACGACAUGGAAUAUGAUCUUGGUAGCGAAGGAAGACGUACUAAGACUGUCUUUGUCCACUGGGGCCCUUGCGAGGCUCCUAUUAAGCUGUGCAUGCUCUAUGCUAGUAGUGCGAUGUGCUUCAAAAGUACUCUUAACAGUAUUCAGGCCUCAAUUCAUGCGGACAGUCUGGAGGAGCUCACUUGGGAGGUCGUCUUGAAGGAGGUCAGUGGGGGCCAAGCAUAG
Messenger RNA from Penicillium bovifimosum, 453 nucleotides. RefSeq names its product actin-binding ADF family protein. The transcript has 5 exons. Gene Ontology annotation, cellular component: actin cortical patch; actin cytoskeleton; cytoplasm. The record is from RefSeq and is a predicted model, not a curated record. Gene Ontology annotation, biological process: actin filament depolymerization; actin filament severing; cell motility. Lineage: Eukaryota; Fungi; Ascomycota; Eurotiomycetes; Eurotiales; Aspergillaceae. Gene Ontology annotation, molecular function: actin filament binding. Bases 1 to 453 code for a protein of 150 amino acids.